GAGCGUGGUGCAGUAGCAGUUUGUGGUGUCAUUGCCGCGGCAGGGUCACUUUGAUGAUCGUGUAUGAUGUCUGCAGCGGUGAGAGGAGCGCUUUCUGCCGUGUCCAAGGGGUUCAUUGCUCCAUGGGGACUGAUCAGCUCCAGAGCUCUCGGGACCACACCCUGCCUCCAGCACCCUACAGGCAGCCAGGGUGACCCUGUGCGGGCGGAUGUGCAGUUCAAGGUAACGAUGGUCCCUGGGGAUGGAGUGGGACCUGAGCUCAUGACUGCCGUCAAGGAGGUCUUCAAGGCAGGCGAUGUCCCCGUGGUUUUUGAGGAGUUUCACCUCAGUGAGGUUCAGAACACGGCAUCAGAGGAGAAGCUGGAGCAGGUCCUCAACUCCAUGAGAAGCAACCGGGUAGCCAUCAAAGGAAAGAUCCACACCCCCAUGGAGUACAAGGGAGAGCUGGCAUCAUAUGAGAUGAAACUGAGACGGAAGCUGGACCUGUUUGCCAAUGUGGUUCGUGUGAACAGUCUUCCCGGGUAUAAAACUCGGCACAACAACCUGGACCUGGUGAUCAUUCGGGAGCAGACUGAGGGAGAGUACAGCUCUUUGGAGCACGAGAGUGUGACGGGCGUGGUCGAGUGUCUCAAGAUCAUCACUCGAGUGAAGUCCCGGCGCAUCGCCAAGUUCGCCUUCGACUACGCCACAAAGAAUGGGCGGUCAAAGGUCACCGCCGUGCACAAGGCCAACAUCAUGAAGCUAGCAGAUGGUCUGUUCCUGCAGAGCUGCCAGGAGGUGGGUGAACUGUACCCAAAAAUCAAGUUUGAGACCAUCAUCAUCGACAACUGCUGCAUGCAGCUGGUGCAGGACCCGUACCAGUUUGACGUGCUGGUGAUGCCCAACCUGUAUGGGAACAUCAUUGACAACCUGGCGGCUGGUCUGGUGGGGGGCGCUGGGGUGGUGCCUGGAGAGAGCUACAGCGCGGAGUACGCUGUCUUCGAGACGGGCGCUCGGCACCCCUUCGCUCAGGCAGUGGGCCGGAACAUCGCCAACCCCACUGCCAUGCUGCUCAGCUCCGCAAACAUGCUGCACCACCUCAACCUGGACUAUCACUCCAACCUGAUCUCUGAGGCAGUGAAGAGAGUGAUCAAACUGGGCAAGGUCCGGACCGGAGAUCUGGGGGGCUAUGCUUCCUGUGAUGAGUUCACACGUGCCGUCAUCGGCAACCUGGGCUGCUGAACGUGACCUCCUGCACCUUACUACUGCAGCCCACUCUCUACCAGAUUCUAUAUUCAUUUACAAUCUCAGUAUAAUCUGAAAAUAAGAACAAGAAACAUUUGUUGAGAUCACUAGACAAAUUAUCUCAGGAACUGUUAUACUUGUCUUGUGAUCGCAACAUAACGUUUUUUUUUAUGUCAUUCCCCUCCCCAUGUCCUAGUUUUUUGUUAAGUGUUGCAUGGAGCUCCUUGGCUUGUAUUUUCGUAGCAGCAGCAUUGGGGCAGCCUUAAGCUGUCCCACUGUUCACUAUCAGCAGGGAGCACUAAUAGCCCUCAGGUUUGAGGGACUUCAAGAAAGUGGCAGUACAUUUCAACUGGAAAGAACCUGCACUGAGAGAGGGGUUCUUAUUCCUUCAGACAGCACUCCUUUUAAUCAUCUUGCUGCUGCACAGGGGGAGCAAUGCAACUCCGGUUGAAUUGCAGUUUGAGCCAUAACAGGUUUUACUAUGAGUCUUAAACAGAGGAGUUCCCAAAUUUAAGCAGUGUCUGAUUUAGAAACUGAAGCCCGGAAUGGCUCGAUCUGCUGUGGAAUCGGUCGUUUCCCCACAGAAGCUUUAAGGCCAGUUAAACUGGAGCCUGACUUCUGCUUGAAACAAAAAAAAAUGUGUUGCUGCUUCUGAUAAGCCAUCAAUGUAAGUGCUGAUAAUGGAUCAGUGUAUUUAUCUGUCAAAUGUCUUAUUUUGUCAACCAAAUAAAGUCUUGAAGUGUCUUAUUGAA
Messenger RNA from Polyodon spathula (Mississippi paddlefish), 1976 nucleotides. RefSeq names its product isocitrate dehydrogenase [NAD] subunit beta, mitochondrial-like. The transcript is spliced from 12 exons. Gene Ontology annotation, biological process: tricarboxylic acid cycle; isocitrate metabolic process. Gene Ontology annotation, cellular component: mitochondrion. Bases 64 to 1221 code for a protein of 385 amino acids. Lineage: Eukaryota; Metazoa; Chordata; Actinopteri; Acipenseriformes; Polyodontidae. Gene Ontology annotation, molecular function: oxidoreductase activity, acting on the CH-OH group of donors, NAD or NADP as acceptor; magnesium ion binding; NAD binding. The record is from RefSeq and is a predicted model, not a curated record.